Panicum hallii is the source of this 324-nucleotide messenger RNA. RefSeq names its product chaperone protein dnaJ 11, chloroplastic. The transcript has a single exon. NCBI's taxonomy places the organism in Eukaryota, Viridiplantae, Streptophyta, Magnoliopsida, Poales, Poaceae. The record is from RefSeq and is a predicted model, not a curated record. Bases 1 to 324 code for a protein of 107 amino acids.
AUGGCGGCAGCCGUGCCCCUGGCCGCGCCGCCGGCGUUCGCGGCGCCGGGGAGCCCGUACGAGGCGCUGCGGGUGGGGCGCGCCGCCACGCAGGUGGAGAUCAAGGCCGCGUACCGCACCAUGGCCAAGCGCCUCCACCCGGACGCCUCCCGCGCGUCCGGGGCGGCGGCGGCGUUCCUGGAGAUCCGCCGCGCCUACGAGACGCUGUCGGACCCGGACGCCCGGGCGCGCUACGACCGCUCGCUCGGGCCGUCCCACCACCGGCCGGGCCAGGGCGUCGGCGGCGUGCGGGUGCGGCGGUGGGAGACGGACCAGUGCUGGUAG